Molecule: messenger RNA, 1086 nt
Organism: Vitrella brassicaformis
Lineage: Eukaryota; Vitrellaceae
Source: the annotation of a GenBank genome assembly
AACGAAUUUGCCACGCCUUGUCUUGCUGCUGCUCCCGCCCUUGUCUGCACUGCUGAGAGUGACGGGCUGCACUGCUGGUCUGGCAAUGAAGCUCACCAUCGCUGGCUUGCUCGGCUUCCUCAGCUGCUCUGUAACGGUAAAGACCUACCAAGGGACACCACACCCUGCCAAAGAGGCCAGCCAGCGGUGCAUCUCUCAUCUCAUACGUGUGCAACGCCUGUGUCUGUCUCUCGCGCCUCUUGUGCCUCCUGUGCAGGCCUUCGUCUCCCGCCCCCCCUCACCAUCUUCGUGGAGGCCAUCGGGCAGCCUUUCACCCCCCCGCCACCUCCACCGCCCCUCCAGGACACACCUGAGGAUGCAGGAGACCCAAGUGGAGGAGAGACCUGCGGCCGUCGAGGCGCCCAGCGAGCCGGAGGCGGCGGCAGAAGCGCCGAAGAAGGCGGUCAAGAAGGGCAAGCAGGCCACCUUUGGUCUGUUCUCGCCGGCGGUGCUGAUUGGCAAGCUGGUGUUGGGCGACAAACAGCUCAACAAGGUGCGGGGGAAGAUCAUCGCCUUGCACAGCCAGGUGAUAACGCAGUUUUGCGACUUCACGGGGGCGCAGCGGAGCAUGCGGCAGCGGCUGAUCAAGAAGGCCAAGACGACGGGAGAUAGACUGGGCAUGCUCAUCUAAAUGGAUCCGACUGGGAAGAAGAGAGGGAAGGGAGGGGUCUUUGUCGAUGGGUCUGCCUGUCUGCCUGCCUGCCUGGUGCUGCGUGUCAUGCCGGCUGCUGAUCGUUGUGUCUGCAAGCUGGUUGCCUCUCUGUCUGUCAACGGUGCUAUCUAUGUGUGUGUACAAUUAUUAUUCUUUCCUUUGUUUUGUUCUCUCGGGCGCUGCGAUGGCCAGACGUCAGGAGGGAACACAGACAGACAUACAUGUGUGUGUUCUACGGCACGAUGUGCGUGUGUCAGGCAGGGGUACACCACAAACUCACACCCGCAACAUACAUAUCUGCGUGUGGCUGGCUGUGCGCUUGGGAUCCAAUCACAGCCCUUUUUGGUGCCCGACAAUGAUUGAUGUGUGUCGAGUGGCUGACUGAUGGACGAGAG